AUGAAGACCUCUGUCAUCCUAGCUCUGUUCGCUGCCGCCCUUGGAGUCCUCGCCGAUGUUCCUCCAGCUUGUCUGCUCAAUGCCGUCAACACACAAGACAACCCCAGCGAUCUGUCAGCCAUUUGUGGCAAGGAGGCCACCGAUGUCCAGAAGGCAAUUGCCAGCAUAUGUGGUUCAAACCAGUCCGUAGCGCAGUCUGCUUUCAUUGCCACUUGCUCUGGUGCCGGUUCUUCCGUCGCUCCUUACACUGCAACCUCGACAUCUUCAAAGGGCCCGACCACUGGAGCCUCUUCCACCGGCGGAUCCUACGUCUACACGACCGCUGUCUACAACUCCGACUGCCAGUGCACAACUACGAUCGUCACGUCUGCCACCGGUGGUGCAGUCGCUUCCGUGACAGGUUCUGCGUCUGCUACAAGCUCGGCUGCGACGACCUCAUCAACCGGCAAUGCAGCGGCAGAUGUUAAACAAGUCGGCAGCUUUGCUGCUGCUGCCAUCGCAAUGGCGGCCGUGGUCGCCGUUUUGUAG
Molecule: messenger RNA, 528 nt
Organism: Capronia epimyces CBS 606.96
Lineage: Eukaryota; Fungi; Ascomycota; Eurotiomycetes; Chaetothyriales; Herpotrichiellaceae
Exons: 2
Coding region: 1-528 (175 amino acids)
Source: RefSeq, a predicted model, not a curated record